Messenger RNA from Anguilla rostrata (American eel), 1522 nucleotides. Its product is annotated as receptor-transporting protein 3-like. Gene Ontology annotation, molecular function: olfactory receptor binding. Bases 150 to 665 code for a protein of 171 amino acids. The transcript has 3 exons. The record is from RefSeq and is a predicted model, not a curated record. Gene Ontology annotation, biological process: protein targeting to membrane; protein insertion into membrane. Lineage: Eukaryota; Metazoa; Chordata; Actinopteri; Anguilliformes; Anguillidae.
UCCAAAUUCCACACGUGAUAAGAGGGACGGACAACAACAUGAGCUGUGCAGCGAAGCCUAUAAAAGUGCUCGGGCUGGAAAAGUAGACUACAUCCUGGAAAUUUCAGCAGUUUCGAAAGCUUACAUCUUACGAACAGAAGAGGUACAGAAUGAACACAGAAUGGACUCCCACGCUGUGGCGUGAUACUUUCGACGAAAUGUUGGAAGAAGAAUUAGAAUACAAUGACAGCUGGGUUUUUCAGUUCAACUACAGCCUACAAGAGAAUCUCUCUAAAGAGGAGAGGAGGAGGGGAUGGAAGAUCUACUGCCACUGUGCCUACGGAAAAUUUAGGUGUGGUACCUGUUCCAAAGAUUGGUCAUCGGCCCGGGUUACUCUUCUCUUCCACUACCGCCUGCGCAGCGAGGCAGCCCGGGGGACGGUGAUCAUGCGACCCUUCAGACAGGCGUGCCGGGGCUGCAGUGGGAACUUUCAGCUCCCAGGGUUCUCCAUGGAGGAAGUAGAGAAGGUCCUGCUCAAGCUGAUUGGCAAGAUCAAGAAGAACUGCUACGGUGAAGAGGAAGAGGACAACAGCGAUUCCUGCUCCCCUGAGAAAGUGCGGACGAAGCCGCAUGAGAGUUCGCUGUGUGAGGCCUGUAAUCAGGGGAUCUGCUGUGUGGAAGACUAGUUUCCACAGAGCCUAGUCUAGGAACUGGGAAAGGAAACAUUGUGAUUACCUCAGGAGCCCCAGCAGGCAACAUGAGGUGCUCAACUGCUUACCUGAGACAAAUAAUUUCAAAAUUGUUUUUUUUUUUUUUUACAAAGACAGAAAAAAUGCACUUCUGUCAGGACCACUGUCAUCAAAGUAGAACUUUAUUGACAAUAAAGGCAAUACAGUUAUGUUUGGCGGUAUGGCUCUGUUCUGGAGCUCUCCUGCCAACCACGCAACCCCGGUGGAUAAGGCCGGGAGGCCAGCAGCCAAAUCCUCCUAGAGGGGUACACACAGAACAGAUCCAGCGGCAAAGCAAGUUCUUAACACGUAGGGAUGGAGCAAUGCAAUUUCUUAACACAUAGGGAUGGAGCAAUACAAAUUCUUAACACAUAGGAAUGGAGAAAUGCAAAUUCUUGACACAUAGGGAUGGAGCUGGGGUGGUGGAGGGGAUUUACAAAGCAACGUGCAGCAGCUUGCAUGCAGGAGGAGCAGCCGAAUGAGUAGAGGGAGGCUGUUUAAGUAGACCGCCCUGUUAAGUGAAUGUACUGUGAUAGGCGAACAUCACUCAGCUGAGCCAUCAGCUGAUUCAGCCGGAUUGCCUGACUCUCGUGGCCUGCCAGAACUAGGCGAUGCUCCAUUUUAUGCAAUAUAUAUUUAACCAAUGCAAUAUGGAAGAAAAUAUUUUGUCUAAUAUGUUUGGAACCAUAUAUAUAUAUAUAUAUAUAUAUAUAUAUAUAUAUAUCACAGUCUCUGAGGAGAGAGAGAGAGAGACGGCCUGAGGGCUAGGAGUUGUUUGCAGGGGUGAGUAAUAAAAUCUCAUGUUCAUCUCACAA